UGAGUUCCUCGUGGCCUCACUAGUGACAGACUAUAUGUUGUGCCUCCUGCUGCAUUUGUUGUAAGUGGGUGCUUACUAUCUUCUGUUUUAGUUGAUGAUUUCGAACGUCUUUUGGGGUCUGCUAGCUAGCUAGUUUUCACUAGGCAAUGAGGAAAUAAAGCUUGUUUUGAUAAACAGAUGCCGUAAACAAUUUAAGCAUGGGAAACAAUCUUGAUUCAGCGCCACAAACCGGAGACCACAUAUCAGUCAAUAUCACAAAAAUUGUAUCUGAAAUAAAAAACAAGAUAGAGACCAUUCCCCUAUCUCAUUGCAUCUGUAAAGUCCCCGAGAAACGGCGUGUAGGAAACGAAGAUGCUUACUCUCCUAAACUAGUCUCCAUCGGUCCUUUCCACCACGGAAAGAGCACCUUGGAAGAGAUGGAGCACCACAAAUGGCGCUAUCUCAAUACAAUCCUCACCAGAAAACCGAACCUCGAGGCAACCUUGGACAGUUGCGUGAAAGCGCUUAAGGAGUUGGAGGGCAGAGCUCGAAACAGCUAUGGAGAAGAAAUCCGCAUAGGAAGUGAUGAAUUUGUCAGAAUGAUGUUAGUCGAUGGCUGUUUCAUCAUCGAGCUACUCUUGAGGACUACGACCAAGAGUUCGAGGCGUAGAGAUGACCCAUUACUGAUCUCAAACGAGAAGCUAAACCAUUUGAGGCGCGACAUACUGCUCCUAGAAAACCAGAUUCCUUUCUUUGUUCUGCAGCAUUUGUUUUACACUGUACCCAUCCCCCAGCAAUGCAAACAAACUCUCACCGAGCUCGCGCUGCGUUUCUUCAGAAUUAUGAUUCCAGGGCAAAUAGAAGAUCUUCAGGAGAAGUUCAGCUGGGAAGUCCGCCAUUUGCUCGACUUAGUCCGGACUGGUUAUCUCCCAACAUACUCUAAACUGCAUUCUACAGGCAACGCACAGAAGGAGUUUUCUGGUUUGAAGAAGCUUCAAAGAGACGGAAUCAGGAUCAGGAGGUUUUUCGAUGCUGAAAGCUUGUUGAACAUAAGGUUUGUGAAAGGAUCUCUAUGGAUUCCACCUCUGAGAAUUCUGAAUCACACAGAAAUUCUCAUGAGGAACCUCAUUGCACUGGAGGCGUGCUGCUGUGACUCAAAGCCCAUCACCUCCUAUGCAUUCCUUCUGAAAAGCCUCAUUCAAACCACGGAAGACGCGAAAUUCCUCUGCCGGCGAGGGGUUCUCAGCAGCUCAUUGGACAAGAAGGAAGAGGUUCGUGCAUUGUUUGAUGAACUGUGCAGUGAGGUGGACUUGCAGGAGUCCAGUUACAGUGGGAUUUUCCAGAAAGUGGAUGAGUAUACCCAUAAAAAUCGGCGUCGAUGGCGAAUUCAACCGACAGUUGCAGGAUUUGUUCUGGCAGUACUGUUCAUUGUUCUCACCAUCAUUGGGACUAUAUUUUCUGUGCUCGCAUUUUGUUUCCACCGUUCUUAAAAACAGAGUAAUUUUGAGUCUUAGAUUUGAAUUCUUGUAAAUUUGAAAUACACCCAAUAUAUAAAUAUAUUGUUAAAUUUGUACAAAUUCAAAUUUAAGAUCCCAAACCUUAUUGAAUUGCUUUGCUUGGUGUG
This is a messenger RNA of Malania oleifera, 1603 nucleotides long. RefSeq names its product UPF0481 protein At3g47200-like. The record is from RefSeq and is a predicted model, not a curated record. NCBI's taxonomy places the organism in Eukaryota, Viridiplantae, Streptophyta, Magnoliopsida, Santalales, Ximeniaceae. Bases 198 to 1469 code for a protein of 423 amino acids. The transcript has 3 exons.